Coffea arabica (coffee) is the source of this 2936-nucleotide messenger RNA. The record is from RefSeq and is a predicted model, not a curated record. NCBI's taxonomy places the organism in Eukaryota, Viridiplantae, Streptophyta, Magnoliopsida, Gentianales, Rubiaceae.
UUUUUUAACGAUAUCGGAUCUUUAGAGGCUUGAUCUUGUCAGUAAUGACACACUGCUUCUACAUCAUAAUUAGUUUAUACCUUGGAUGUUUAACCCAUUUCAGUUUUCAAGAUCGCUAUUUAUACUAAAUGCUCUUCUAUAGGAGAAGGAAAUUGAAGGUGCAUGUAGAAGAAGAAUUUUUGUCCGUUCUUUUUUUCCCCCUUGAAAAGCUAUAAUUUUAUUAGCCAAUAUAAACUUAAAACAAACUGGGUGGCUGUCCAAUGUCAACCUAUGCUAACUAUUGUAGAUACAGGGAAUCACAUAUGAUGGCUAAUUGUAUUGCCAGUUUCUUCUUCUUUAAAAAGAAUAAUGAGCAUUUAGAAAACACAGAACUUACACCAUGUUGCUGGCGCCACAUCCAAAACUUGACUUUCUUCAAGCUUAUCAACAACGGGUUUGCAGCUAGGUUGAAUAUAAAUUCUGCUCCUGCCUUCCCCUGAGUUUUAGUGAUUCCAUUCGUAAUUUUUCCUGCUUCCUGAAUUUUGAUAGAGCUCUUUGUACUGCCUGUCACCCGAGCUACAAUGAUCUCUCAUUUAGGAUCUCUGGCUACCAUGCCUAUGUUAAGGUGGGGUUCAACUAUUGCAGCUACAUUGAUCCUUAUAAUACGUAUUGCUGGAGGUUCCUAGUUUUCCUUUGUAGUCUGGCAACCCGCUUAUUAAUCUGAUUAAAUUCAAUCCAGUCCUGGCCAGCUUUCUGAAUAAUCUUCUUACAAUCUCAUCUUCAAUAAAGAGUUUGUUCCUCCCUUUUCAGAUUUACCACAAAACUAUGAGAGUCACGUGCAUCCUAUUUCUACCUGCGCUUUGUUUACUUACUUCCUUUAGCUUUUCCCACCAGUCCAGAAGUUAUGCUGUACAUCUCUGAGACCCAUCCACUGUACUAGUGCCACUAUCCACACCUUUGCAGCUUCAGAACUUGUCAGAAGUGUAUGGCAAAUUGUUUCAACCUCCUCCCCACAGGCUUUGCAUUACAGUUUAAGGUUCCCAACAGAUUUCAAACCUUGUGACUGAAAAUCAUUCUGCUCGAUUCUAUCCCUUGUCUUCCCCCUCUGUCUUUGUCAAUUUCUCUUCUCUUAGCUUCUUCAUAAUCUGAACUAACAGUGUAGCUUCUGGAUUUGGAGUAUACCCUAUUGAAUCUGUCAUGCAAGUUCAUUCAUUUAAUUGUUUUUUUUUCCUUUAAGCUAAAUUCCAAAAGAAGAAGAAAGACAAUGGAGAAGCAAGAGGGUUGAUUCUCAGUUAAACCUCCUAAAACCUAUCAAAUGAAAUCAGUAGCAAAAUGUCAAUUCAUGAGAAUCCAAUGUCUAUCCAGGAUGUAAACGGCCUCCAAAUUGCCAAACAAGCUGAUAGAAUCUGCCAAAUAUUGUCCAACCAUAAUGGCUCAGGAAAUGUUGACUCUGCUAUGAAAUCUGCUUCAGUUGAAAUAAAGAUCACUCAAUUGUUGGUGCAAGAAGUUUUGAAGAAGCUCAGCAACGCUGGUUUGUUGGCUUUAUCUUUUUUUAGGUGGGCCGAGAAGCAAAAAGGAAUCAAGCACACCUCAGCGAGCUACAAUACUUUAAUUGAAUCCCUGGGAAAAGUCAAACAGUUUAAAAUGGUAUGGAAACUAGUUGAGGAAAUGAGGCAACAAGGCAUGCUGUCAAAAGACUCUUUUGCCCUAAUUUCACGCCGCUAUGCCCGAGCUCGGAAAGUUAAAGAGGCCAUUGAUGCAUUUGAGAGUAUGGAAAAAUUUGGGCUGAGGCCAGAAUUGCAAGACUAUAACAGAUUGAUUGAUACUUUAUGCAAGUCCAGGCAUCCAGAGAAGGCACAGCAGGUGUUUGACGAAUGGAAGAAUAAAAGGUUUAAGCCUGAUAUUAAGUCAUAUACCAUAUUGUUGGAAGGGUGGGCCCAAGAGCAGAAUUUGUUGAGAUUAAAUGAAGUUUGUCGUGAAAUGAGAGAUGAUGGUUUUGCACCAGAUGUUGUAAGUUAUGGUAUUAUGAUCCAUGCUUAUUGCAAGGCUAAAAACUAUCAUGAAGCAGUUGAAAAGUAUCAUGAAAUGGAGAGGAAGGGCAUUAAAACAACUCCUCAUAUAUACUGUACUUUGAUCAAUGCUUUGGGAUCAGAGAAAAGGUUGAGUGAGGCCCUCAAGUUUUUUGAACUGGCCAAGACUAGUGGUCAUGCUCUUGAAGCACCCACGUACAAUGCAGUUGUGGGGGCGUAUUGUUGGUCAAUGCGAAUCCAUGAUGCUUACCGGAUUGUUGAUGAGAUGAGGAUAUGUGGUGUUGGUCCUAAUUCACGAACUUAUGAUAUAAUACUUCAUCAUCUUAUUAAGGCUCAUAGAACACAAGAAGCAUAUGCUGUUUUCCAGAAAAUGAAUGAUGAACCAGGAUGCGAGCCAACUAUUAGCACAUAUGAGAUUAUGGUGCGAAUGUUCUGCAAUGAGGAGCGGACAGAUAUGGCUUUGAGGGUGUGGAAUCAGAUGAAGGCUAAGGGAUUCCUUCCUGGGAUGCAUAUGUUCUCAUCAUUGAUUAACAGUUUGUCCCAUGAGAAUAAAUUGGAAGAUGCCUGCAGAUAUUUUCAGCAGAUGUUAGAUAUGGGAAUUAGACCUCCAACUCCAAUGUUUAAGAACUUAAAGCAAGCUCUUCUUGAUGAGGGGAAGGAAGAUACAGUGCUGACAUUGGCAAAAAAACUUGAGAAACUAAGGGUUACGCAAAUAGUCAGUUAAUGACAAGAGAUAUUGACCUUUGUCUUUUGUUCUGGUGUAUUUAGAAUACUUUAAUCUGCCCAUGUUAAUACAAAUUGGAAAUUCUUUUCUUGAUUCCAUUAGAGGUUCUUGCUAUGCACACGGUGGAUGAAAGGUCAAUCCUAUGACAUUAAUUUACUGUUUUGAAAUAGUUGAAGCCCAACGGUACACAUGUUGCAUAAUUA